Messenger RNA from Microcebus murinus (gray mouse lemur), 943 nucleotides. The record is from RefSeq and is a predicted model, not a curated record. Lineage: Eukaryota; Metazoa; Chordata; Mammalia; Primates; Cheirogaleidae.
UGGACACGCCUGUUUUUCAGAAAGUACAACUGAGGCCUGGGACGGGGAGCUGCUUGGAUGGCCACACAGGCACAGUGCAGGGACUGGGACCCCUGGGCUGGCGGGGACCAUGAGGUUGGCCCAGCCUGGAGAACCUGCAAGCUCUCGGCACUUGGCCCAGGAAGCUCGGGCUCCCCACACGAUGACCUCCAUGCAGAGCCGAGGACUGGACCUCUCAUGCCCCUCAACUCCAACCAUGCACAGAAAUGCCGGGGUGCGGGGAGAGCCCAGUGUCAGCCCCACGGGGGGUGAGGACAUAGCAGGUCAUGGUCCAUGUCUUCUGACCCUUCCACGAAACAAAAAUCUCAUCGGGCAGAAGAGAGUGACAUUCUCCAGCAGGGCUGACCCACCACCCCGUGGCCUGCACAGCCCUGGGCAGGCAGCAGACGCAGACACACCGGUGGCCUGGGGCAAGGCCCUGGGUCCUGUUCCCAUUCUGUCUCCGCUGCCCAUGACCUGGGCUCUGGCCCCUCACUCUUCUGGCUCCCCUGAGGCAGUGGCCAGCUGGGGUCACCUUUCUGCCUCCACAAGCCCUAACCCAGGGCUUGCAGAACCGGGGGUCAGGAACACAGUGUGUGGGGUGAGCCCAGUCACCUUCGUGGUACCAGCACAAGAACCAAGCCCCUGCCUGAGGAAGGGCAGCCUGGCCACGGCCACGUGGGGCGAGAGCUGGAGCUUGGAUGGGGGCUGCCUCACCCAGGAACCAGACCCAAACCUGCCGGGUUGGCCCUGCCUCCCAGGUAGAAGGGGAGUUGAUCCAGGACAGGAUAUACCUCCUGCCUGGGCGAUGCGUGUGCCCCAAGAGCUCUCAAGAAACUAGAGGUCAUGAAGGAGCCACCUCCUCCUCCAUCCUUCCUGCAUACCUCACACGCACAUGCACACACGUGUGAGCACAUGCUCACAC